Messenger RNA from Daucus carota subsp. sativus, 1158 nucleotides. RefSeq names its product vacuolar protein sorting-associated protein 28 homolog 2. Bases 226 to 855 code for a protein of 209 amino acids. Gene Ontology annotation, cellular component: ESCRT I complex. Gene Ontology annotation, biological process: protein transport to vacuole involved in ubiquitin-dependent protein catabolic process via the multivesicular body sorting pathway. The transcript has 3 exons. The record is from RefSeq and is a predicted model, not a curated record. Gene Ontology annotation, molecular function: protein-containing complex binding. NCBI's taxonomy places the organism in Eukaryota, Viridiplantae, Streptophyta, Magnoliopsida, Apiales, Apiaceae.
ACACGCAACCUCUCUGUCAGCAAGCUGCAAGUGCAUAGUAACAACCAACCCCAACCCCUCUUUCUCUCUAUUACUCAGCAAGACUGCAACACAAUACCCCCAUUCUCAUUAUUCACCAAUCCGCGUGCUCUCUCUCUCUCUCUUUAAGAAGGCUUGAUCUUGCGCGUGUCCCGUUCUCUUCUCCAAUUUUCUUAAAUCGUAACCCUAGAUUGCAAUAUUAUUCAAAUGGAUAUAAAGUUAUGGAAUGAUAAGCAAGAGCGAGAAAUGUAUGAAAAUUUUGGUGAGCUGUUUGCGAUAAUAAAAGCAACUGAGAAGCUCGAGAAGGCGUAUGUUAGGGAUAUUAUUUCGUCCUCGGUUUAUGAAGUUGAGUGCCAGAAACUAAUAGCUCAUUUUAAGACCUUAUCUUCGACACUUAAGUAUACUAUUCCUAGUAUUGAGAAAUUUCACGAGACGUAUAAGAUGGACUGCCCGGCUGCUAUUAACCGGCUUGUGACGUCUGGGGUGCCAGCUACUGUGGAGCAUAGAGCUGCGGUUGCAAUGUCGUCGACUGCUGCAGCAAGUGUUGUAGCAGAGUGUGUGCAGAAUUUCAUUACUGCAAUGGAUUCGUUGAAGUUAAAUAUGGUGGCUGUGGAUCAGGUUCACCCGUUGCUAUCGGAUUUGUCGGCUUCACUCAAUAAACUUACAUUGUUGGGGCCUGAUUUUGAGGGGAAGACAAAGAUGAAAGAGUGGAUUGCAAGACUGGCAAAGAUGGGGGCAGCGGAUGAGUUAACAGAGCAGCAAGCGAGGCAGCUCCACUUUGAUCUUGAGUCGUCUUACAACUCUUUUAUGGCAGCAUUGCCUACAGCUGGGACAUAGUCCGUCUGAGAUGCCUGGCUUUUGGGUGGAAUUGAAGUUGUAAACAUGUCUACACUGUGGGCACUGCUUUCUGCACGUCAACAUUGUAAACAUUACACCUCCGGACUGGAGAUAUAAGUACAAGUGUACUACUCAGUGGCCUUCAUAUUAAUUUUUGUUAUUAAUAUUUGGUUGCCCUCUCCAAUGUAUUGUAGCUGGCACACAAUCACUUGAGAACAUGAUCUUGUGCAAAUGCAAUUGAUACUCCAGGUGCAUCUACGCACAGAGGUUAUGUUUCCUUCUAUCCAAGGUUAUGUUUCCUUC